This is a messenger RNA of Gambusia affinis (western mosquitofish), 1502 nucleotides long. Its product is annotated as histone H2A-like. The transcript has a single exon. The record is from RefSeq and is a predicted model, not a curated record. Gene Ontology annotation, molecular function: structural constituent of chromatin; protein heterodimerization activity; DNA binding. Gene Ontology annotation, cellular component: nucleosome. The coding region runs from base 301 to 687 and encodes 128 amino acids. NCBI's taxonomy places the organism in Eukaryota, Metazoa, Chordata, Actinopteri, Cyprinodontiformes, Poeciliidae.
GUGUGGGAGCAGCAGGGGGGAAGUGACGCUGCCGGACAUGUUGGGCUCCUGAUUGGUGAGCGGCUCCUCCUGGAGCUCAGCUCCGCCUAGAGAGCUCCGACCCCCGGCUCAGUCCUCGCUGCUCAUUGGAGGAAACUCGCUUGAAAAAGUCCACUCAAACUCGCGAGUGUCCCGCUCUGCCGGAAGCUUUUCUGGUUGGUUGUUUCAGAGACUCCCGCUCUCUCCGCACUCAUAUAAGACAAGCUUUCAGCCGCUGCUCUACAUUUUCCUCGAGUUUGAUCUCUAGAAAGAAGCUUCAGGAUGAGCGGAAGAGGCAAAACCGGAGGAAAGGCCAGAGCCAAGGCCAAGACUCGUUCCUCCCGCGCAGGACUGCAGUUCCCCGUGGGCCGUGUCCACAGGCUGCUGCGCAAAGGCAACUACGCGCAGCGUGUCGGUGCCGGAGCCCCAGUCUACCUGGCGGCCGUCCUGGAGUAUCUGACCGCUGAGAUCCUGGAGCUGGCUGGAAACGCUGCCCGCGACAACAAGAAGACCCGCAUCAUCCCCCGUCACCUGCAGCUGGCCGUCCGCAACGACGAGGAGCUCAACAAGCUGCUGGGUGGAGUCACCAUCGCCCAGGGUGGAGUGUUGCCCAACAUCCAGGCGGUGCUGCUGCCCAAGAAGACCGAGAAGGCCGCCAAGACCAAGUAGAGCUGCUGGCAUUGUCAACACUGCGGGACAAAGGACCACACUCAUUUGUUCAAUUAAGGGUAUUAUUCCUUUUUUCAUCUUUAAAAAGAAAAUGCUUUCUAAACUAUGAUUAUGAUAAACUACUGUGUGGGGAAACGGUUCAACAUGUGGGAAAAAAUGGGGAUUGAUUUCUGUAUUUUUCCACAUCUGCAGAAAAUAAAAUGAGCAAAAAAAACAAUUAACCAUGUUACUCCUAAAUGUCUUUAGAUUAACUUAUCCUACUAUUAUAAAUUCAAGUACUUUUUCUUUUUCCUUUCCUUUUUAUCAACCCAGGUCCUUGUCGUUAUUUUGUUCUUUCCUUCCUCAAGCUCUCUCUUGCUUCCUUCAUCCUUCCUCUCUUGAACCAUUUCCAGAGGUCCACCACCUCCUUACCCAAAGGGUCCUGAUGGUGCUCUUGACCUUUGUGCAUUAGAAUAAGAAGAAUAAGACCUGCUGGGUCUUCCAGUAUAACAUUGGCUCAAAAUGUACAUCCAUGGAAACUAAGGAGUGGCUCCACAAGAAACAUUGCUAAGUCCUGGAGUGACCCAGCCAGUUUCCAGACCUUCAACCCAUUGUAUUUGUAAUAGUAAACAUCUUCACCGUAUGUUAAGUGCCAUCUUUCCAUCAUAUAAAAUGCUUUUUAUGCAAUAAAAUGCAAACUAAAGACAGCACAAUGUAAUUUUUCAGAUUUUUUUUUAAGAUUGAAUCUUUCACCAUUGAUGAAGAUUACAAAUCUCAGAGACUUGGCAAUGUAUCAAAACAUGAUUAAUUACAUGUUUUUUCCAUUCUCAAUAAAU